Parnassius mnemosyne (clouded apollo) is the source of this 549-nucleotide messenger RNA. The record is from the annotation of a GenBank genome assembly. NCBI's taxonomy places the organism in Eukaryota, Metazoa, Arthropoda, Insecta, Lepidoptera, Papilionidae.
AUGGAAGGAGAUGGAGGUGAUACUUUAAAGACCUUUUCAGGGAUUCCGGAAGCUGUUUUUGUUGAUAAUGUUGAUGAGUUUAUGAAUUUGCCUGAAAACUCUGGAGGUGUUGAAAAAGUAUUAAGGAAACUUGAUGAACAACAUUCAAAAUAUAAAUUUAUGGAAUAUACCUUAGCUUCUAAAAGAAGACGUUUAAGGCAGCAAAUACCAGAUCUAGCUAGAUCAUUGGAAAUGAUAGAAAAGUUGAAAACUCAAAAGGAAGAAAUGGGAACUCAGUUUCUUUUAAGUGACCAAGUUUUUGUAAAGGCUAAUAUUGCACCAACAAAAACAGUCUGCUUGUGGCUUGGAGCUAAUGUUAUGCUAGAAUAUUCCCUUGAAGAUGCUGAAAAAUUACUUACAACAAAUAUGGCCACUGCAAAGAAAAACUUGUCUUGUGUGGAACAUGAUUUAGACUUCUUACGGGAUCAGUGGACAACAACUGAAGUAAAUAUGGCCAGAGUUUACAACUGGGAUGUUAAGAGGCGUCAAGCUGCUAAAGCCUCAAGCUAA